Anopheles gambiae (African malaria mosquito) is the source of this 10108-nucleotide messenger RNA. RefSeq lists its product as uncharacterized. The transcript has 2 exons. Gene Ontology annotation, molecular function: calmodulin binding. Lineage: Eukaryota; Metazoa; Arthropoda; Insecta; Diptera; Culicidae. The record is from RefSeq and is a predicted model, not a curated record. The coding region runs from base 663 to 5603 and encodes 1646 amino acids.
AAUAAAACUAUCAAAUUAAUUAUGUAAAGAUUUGAUAUUUUUAUUUUACAUUCCAAAACAUCAAGUUCAUUAUCGAGAGAGAAACUUUAUUCACAGCCGCUAGGGGGUUAAACUUGAAUCGAAAUUAAUUUAUGUCUGUUUUUGUUGCUGCUGUUGAGAAUGAGUUUUGAGCGUUGACCUCUCAAUAAUAGUUCUCUUUCUUUUUUUUUUAAAUUAUUGUUUGCUUGUUCCAUCUACACGAAGGAUUUUCUUUCUAUCCUGGCCACUCGCUAGAGUAUUGUGCCUGCGCAGCUGUUUUGUUUGUGCCAUCGCAGUUACCAGGACGACCCACGUUUAACCCUUAAAACGGUCUGGGAAGUGGCUGUGCCUUGUCUGCUAUGUAUAGUCCGUGCGCCAUUAGUACUAAUCUGUACUGCGGGUCGUAACCUUGCGGACACAGGAAAACUGAUUCUUCGUUAAAUAAGAAGCCACAAUACCAUUCACACACAAACACAUUAUCGAUUGAUGGUGUGACGGGGUUUAGGUGGUAAAGCUAGGUGCUAAUGCCGACAGAACAGUUAGACUGUUGUCAGGAGCCGAAACGGAACGUUGUACACGGCUCGCCAUUUCGUUAGCGCAAAGUGCAAACAUCAGUCCGCCAGCCAGCCACCCAGCCAGCCAGGAUGCCGAUAUCUGCACCCAAAAUUCCCGACGGUUUGCCGGAGUUAAUGCGAGGGCUGGCCAAGAGUGUGAUUAAGGAAAAUCCGGAAAAUCUGUACGUGCAUGCGGCAGAGUACUUUGAAAACUUGAUCCGUGAGCGCGAUGGUCAUCUCGACCAUGGCUACCCAACGUUCAAUGCGUAUCAGGUGUACGCAGACUACAAGGAAAAGACCCGCGAAAAGUUAGGCUUAACAAAGGACCCUUCGCUUAGUGACGGUAACGGUGGCGACGGUGACGAAAGUGGCAGUGGGGGAAGUGAAUCGAAAAUGCGUGGCCGUAAACGACGUCGCGCGCGUAAACCCACCACUAGGGAGCGGGACAAUCCGACCACGAUGGUCGGCAAUCCGUCGGUUAGCGAUGAGGGUGAGCCGCAAAAGUUGAAAUCCCUGUCGGAGGAGAGCGCUCCCGCACCGGUGGUGGAGCAGGAGAUUGUGAAGGUGCACUACAAUCCUCCGGAGGCGACCCCUUCCCCGGGCCGGGUAGUAAGUGCACAGUCAGUAGAGGCGGAACAUGCCGUCUCGAGCAUUCUGGACGAUGAACAGAUCCUCGAUUCGGACGGCACCACCGGUGGAAAGGAAACGGGCGAUGAGUUGGUUGAUAAUGGUGACGACAUAGGAACGGCUCCUAGUACUGCGGAAGUUGCUGAGCGACCUCGUGUGCCGACCGUUGACAACUUGGAGCCGAGUGGUGAGAUGCCCUUGCAAGAUAUGGAAACGUGCUUUGUGCAAGCGAACGUUGACGAUUUAUUGGAAAAACACUCCGAAGAUUAUAAAACCGAGCAGGGCAAUGAGUUAGGAGGUGUGCCAGAGGAAACGAAGGUUUCCAGUGUUACUACAGGAGAAGGAGAAGACAUUCCGGAGGGGCCGCAGGUUGAAGUGCAACCGAAAAGCGUUGGUGAUGAGGGAACGUCGCAGGACGCGCACGAAGUACCGAAGGAUGAUGAUGAAAAUACAGAAAUUCAGAUGGUUGGGCAGGAAGAGCAGCAAGUUGAUAGUGAAGCGAGACCUGCAGCAGUAGAAGGAGCUGAACUGGAUAGUGAAACGAAACCCAUACCAGUAGAAGGAACUGAGGUGCAAGCAGCCGCCGAUUUUGAUGGCAGUGAGGAGAACAACGACAAAGAAGAUAAGAUAGAUAAUGAGUCAGGAAAGCAAGAUGAAACACUCGUUACCAACGAGAUAAAACCUGAGGAAAACGAUGAAAUAGUAAAAGAAAGUGCGAGUUCACCUGUAGCGAUGGAUAAAGAUGAUGAUCAAACUAAAGCAAAUGAUGGAGAAGAUACUGUAGAUGUCUUGGUGGACGAAACAGCCGACAAUUUGACGAAAAAGGAUGAGCAAGCGAAAUUGUCUGAAAAUCAAACUAGUAGUGAGGCAAUUUCUACUUUACCAAAUAACGAACAGAAACCAAAUACGCCAACCACACCAGACAGCAUAGAAAAGAGCGAAGAACAUUCUUCUGCUCAGACUACAGAAGAUGGUUUAAAAAUUGCACCAAGAAUGGGUUUUGAAGACGAUGAACCUCUAGAAACGGCUGAUACGCCAUCCAAAACACUUGAUUUGGUUGGAAUUGAUGUUGAGAAUGCCAUAGAGAAUGUCGAUUCGCCUGAUAAAAUCUCAACUACGAAUACUGAAUUGAAAACGAUUGAAACAACAGCAAAUGAAGAUGUGCUAGAAGCUGAAAGUAGUAAAGAUGAUGAAGAAAUUGAAACUGCCGUUAAAGAUGCUGAGCCAGCUGAGCAGGAUCAAAGCAUCGUUAGUGAAAUACCAGUUAAAGAUGAGCAAGACACUCCAUUAAAUUUGAAUUUAUCUGAACUUACUAUGGAGAAGAACGAUCUUGAGGUGCAGCCAGAAUCGAAAACAUCGUUUGAUGAUGAUGCUAAGCAAGGAAGUGAUGAGCAACAGGAAGCAGAGGUGGAUGCUAAAGGCGAAACAGAAAAUAAGCCAGAAGAAAGUAAUGCAGCACAAUCAGUAAAUAAUGAUGCAAAUCAAGAAACGAAGCAAGAAAAUGAAACGCAUGCAGUUGAAGCGAAAGAUGAUGCUCUUUCAAAUGCAGAAAUGAUCGUUACAGACUCCAUCGAAGAGAAAGGUAACCAAUUAUCCGAUCCAGCAACUGAUCCUGUGAUCGAUCAAGAAGUAACCGACGAUCAGCAAGCUACCGAGUCAAGCAUUGACAAGUCCGAUAUUGCAAAACCCGAGAUUGAAGAGAAGAAUGAAUCAGCCAACACCCAGGAAAAUGAGCAUGAGGUAAAUAAAGAACAUAAUGUUACAGAUGCAAAUGAUUUGCUAACAAAGGAUCGCUCUCUUGAAGAUGUAGUUUGCGAUGAUGCUACAGCAAGCGGCACAGUAAUUCCAGAAGCUACCAGCAGUGAAGGGAUUGUCGAAGAUAAGGUUGCUGAACAAGCUGAACCACUUGAUGAUGGUAUGAAUAAUGCUCCCGCAAAGGUAACUGAAGGUGUGGUUUCAGAAGAACCCAAGGAUUGUCCUGUAACAGAUACGGAAGAAUGUGGAGUUAACAAAGAUGAAAAACAGGAACAAGAGUCUGAGCAAAUGAAAGUCGAUGAUGAAGACAAAAGUAAUGAAAAACCAGCUGAAGUUGAAGCACCAACCGCUGUUCCAACAAAAGACGUUACUCCCACUCUGGAAAGUGUUGUAGUAGAAGAAAUGCAGAAACUGCUGUCAAAUGAAAACGAUUUGCAACAAACUGAAAGCACAAUCGUACAAGAUAAGGUCUCAGGCAGCUCAAGUAAAGAGGUAGAAGAAAAUGUUCGUGAUGCAUCUGAAGCUGAUCUCAAUGAUGCUGUUAUAUUAGCUGCUGAUGUACCAGUGGAAACACAAUCGAGUGAUAAUGUUGGAGAAGUUGGAUCUGGAAAUGAUUCUGAUGCUGUUACCGCAAUUAAGGAAUCAUCUGGCGAUCACGAAUCGGUUGCUGAUUCAAAAAACGCACUGGACCAGACUCCACUUGCUUCACAGCAAACCAAUGAAGAAACACCUAAGCGCGAAGUGAGCCUUGAAGAAGUCGUUGAAGAACCAUGCGUUAAGCGUGAAAUAACACCCUCUAAAACAGGUCCGUUAGAAAAAGAGGAUAGUACCGAGAAACAGGUAGAAGAGCGGGAAGAAAUAAAGAAAGUUGAUCUUAGCCAACUUAGCAAAGAUUCGGCCGAGGCUCUUUUUUACAGUUUGAAAAAGAGCGAACUCGAAAAUCAGGAUCCCGCUGAUGGUGGUACGAUGGGGGACGACCAUACGACAACAGCCACCAAUGCGGAAAUUGAGCCACAAAAAACCGAAGAAGACGACGAUCAGGACGUUGUGGUAAAGGAAGAGCCUGUUGCUACUUCGAGCGAAGAUCGCACCAAGCGAACGUUUACAGAUGAUUUUUUAGAUGAAACCCCCAUCACUGAAGCUGCCACCCCCACUACGACCCUGCCAUGUGAUGGGGCAACUAAAGCGCUCGAUCCACUACCGAUGGAACAGGAGCGAACGUCACUGGAAACCGAUGAACAGAAGGAUGAAUUCAAUCCAAUGGUGAUGGUUUCGAUGCGAUCGAAACAAUUUCAGGAGCAACUGCACAGCAGAGAUGCGGGUGAGCAGCUGGGCGAAGGGCAGGCGGAUGAUGCAACCCCCAAGCGACCGAUCAUGCGACGAUGUAUGACCGAGAUGUCAGGAUUGCAGCGGUACGAUCCGGCAGUGGAUGAAGAUCCGGCCGACAGUCGACCGUCGACCGAGGAUCCGAGCUACGUCGAGGAAGAGGACCAGUUUGAUGGGUACUAUGUAGGGCAUAUAAAGAAUAAGAUUCUAGCCUCAUCCGUCUCGGUGGCCGAUUCCGACUGUCCGGAUGGAACACGCUCGUCCGUUGAAUCGGUCGACGAGAACCAGGUGCGUACGGCGCUGGAAACGAUCGCUUCUACCGAUACGGAAUCAACCAUCGCCUCGCAGGCUACGAUUCAGCAGGCGGGACGCCGUAGCUACCUCCGGAAGCACUCGCAGAACACGUCCUCCAACAUACCGUACGCGUCGUUCGGCAAUGCCGCCAUCGAUCAAUCGUUGGAUGAGUUUAUCGAGCGGGAAGAGCAACACAAGCAGGACGAAGCGAUGGCCGAGGCGGCCACCAAGAUUCAGCGCUCGUACCGUACGCACAAGAAGAAGCUACUGCGCGACUACCAUAGCACGAUGCGUACCUGCACCGAGGACCAGUCGGCAGAAAGUGGCGAAGAGUAUGCCGCCAGCGUUAUCCAGAUCAAGCUGGACCAGCGACGCCCAGACGGUCCGGACCCAGCGGAAGGGGACGCUGGAGAGGAAAGUGAUUCAGCAACGGCAAGCCAUCAACAACCGUUGGGUGCGACCGGGCGUCGGCCAAUGUACAGCUUGAACAUUGACGAGUACGACACGGUGGCACGGCGUAUGACACUAACCCGCGGUGUGGCCAUGCAGCGCAACUCAACGCCGGAAGACGACUCCGGCAAGUCGUCAAACGUGUCCACCGAUCGAAAACCAUCGCUAACCAGCAGCGUGGCCACUGCGAAGAAGGACUCGGCACCUGCUAGUGAAUCCGGUGCUAGUGAAAGUCGGAGCUCGUCAGACGAAAAGCCACCCAAAGCGGAUGCUACCCAAGGGUCGAGUGACGAGCCGGAACCGAAGGAUGGCGCACUAAACUCAUCACGAUCAAAACCGAAAAGUGGCCCCGCCGGGACUGUGACUGGACGGGAGCAGCAUCCCGUGUCCGCGCCCAGAACCGCCACCAGCCUCAGGACGUCCUUUGCACCGCUGGACGUGCAGAGUCUGUUGCUGAUUGCACGGCAGCGCACGAUGCCGGUACAGAUCGAUUCGUCCGUCAUCCGGGUACUUCCGAAGCACAUGCGCAAGCGGAUCAGCAGUGCGGGCAUGCUGGAUGGCAACGGCAAGCGGAAGUAACGGGUGCGACUCUUAGUGUCGCGCGCGCGUUUUUAGCAUGGUAGUGGACGUACAUGAAGUACCAAUUAUGAAUGCAAAAUAUAAUCAACUAAUAAUGAUCAGUUUGGCACAUUGCAAAACAGUUGUGUUUUCUUUUGUUACAAUUUUGUUUGUCAAUUUUUCCCGUAGGUUUGUUGAUUUGUUCGGUUCCGCCGCUAGCUCAUGCUUUCCCGCACACAGUGACGCAUCCCACACGCACGUAGGCAUGAUGCCAUGUUAUGGCCAUAGAAAAUGUCGCUUGUAGGCUGACCAAUAUGUCGGGCAAGCGGUGUAGCUACCAUGCGUCCAUGCUAGUUUAGCUUAUCGAUUGUACGAUCUGCUGAGUUAUUCAAACGUAAAUUGCAUGUUGCAUGCCAUACUUUUGCAGGGUUUUUGUUGGCUGUCGGUGCUGUAGUUGUAGCAAAUUUAUCGACAAAUGUAAUUACACGGUGACACAUUUUCUUUCAAAUACGGUAAAUUCUAGAUCAGAUAGAAUUGAAAAUUUUUAAGCUAAAAAUCACUUUAAAAAAGGCUUUUUUAUGCAAUUUAGAUCUAAAAACAAUUAUUUUAGCUUAAAUUUGUCUUAAAUCUGUAAAAUUUUAAGAACUACAUUUGAGUAAAUAGAGCACUGUUGGCGUGCAAAAUAUUAAAUUCAGAGAAACGCGUCAAAACGAGUACCCUUUCUUAUGCCUUUUUCGCGUAACGAACAAAUCUAAAUUCUCAAUAAAUACCUCUAAUAACGAGAAAAAUAUCGUAUAACAAGCAAAUUCAUGUGUGUUUCUCAUACAUUUUUUGCUGCUGAUGUGUGACCAUGUUCCAUGCAGUCGAAUUUUUUUAUCCAGUUCAUGCUACGCGAGGAUGAUCUAUUCUAGGCUUGAAUCCGCGAUGGGCAUGUUGUUAAGUCGUGCAAGUUUACGACUGUACCGCCGAAACGCCCCUUAAUAGUUUCGGGAGUUUCGAAACUAAGAAUCGUUGAAUAAGAAACUAUUGCCGUAUAUGUAAUUGUGCAUAAGUAUAUGGUAUAUUGACAAGUGUUUCUUGCAUUUCUAUACUAAGAUUUGAUCAUCAUAUGAUCUAUCAGUUUAUGUCCCUUGGGGGAGUUUUGGACGGCUACAAGCGUGUUGUAGAUUCUUCUAUUUGGCGUAAACGUCCUACACGGACAAGCCGACCUAUACAUACAGCUUUCAAGGCUUUAUUUAAUACCACGUAUCCGGAUAGUCAAUCCUUACUACGGGGGGAUGGUCCAUUCCGGGCUUGAACCCAUUACGUGCUUGUUAUUGAGUCGUUCGAGUUGACGACUAUACCACGCGAUCGCCCAAUCGUGUUGUAGAUAUGAUGCCGAUUGAUUUAUUGAAAUCUUAAUUCGUGCUCAAGAAUAUUGACCAUCGGUUGGCGGCCUGAGCGACCGCUAGGGGCCCCUUCGAUUCUACCCUAAAUCCGGCAUUGUUUACUCCAAACUAAUGUUCAAUUCUUCUAAUGAAACUGGCUUAUUAUGUGUACAAAAUAGUGGAGUUUGUAAAUUUCGAAAAAUAUUACAGAAAAUAAAUAAUCAACCUCAAUAAUCUGAGAAAAUCAUCGUCGAUCAAUAAUCUUGACCAAGAAAUAGUAAAACUAUACACAAAUAUCUUCCCAAAUAUUAGUAUUAUGAGGACAUUUUUCAGUUUUUCAGCUACGCAUUAGCAUUUAUAUCAGCACAUGUCCUGAUCCUGGAACAAAUUAUUUAACUUUUCAUACAAAUUAUAUAGGAAAGGGUUUCCCAAAUAAUGAAUGAGUCUCUACAUUUUUCGAAAAUUGCUAACUUUUCAAUUUUUUUUCUGUAACCAAAACAGACGGUCAUAGCGAAACGCUUAAAAUUGUGUAUGCGCCUGGUCCUGGUGUCUAAUAAUCCUGGUGUUUAAUAUAAGCAAUCGGAAUCUCGUUCCCACUCUACCUCUAAACUCAAUAAUUGUAUCCCUUGUAGCGUUAGGUUCUCUUAUCCAGAUUUCAUUGUAAAUAAAUGUCAACUGGUAGCCAAUGAUGUCGUGUUUAAGCAAUGUUUAUAGUGUUACUAGAAUAUAUUCCAUAACAGCGAUAUUCAUGAAGAUGUGUGGUCAAAAGAUUUUUUUUAUAUUCUUCAAAUCUCUUCACAAAUAGGAUUAAGCAAAAAAGAGUUACUGUUGAUUGAUCGAUCGUUAAUGGGCGGAUUCUUAUACGCGCUUCAGACCUAUGAUAAACCCUAAGCCUAACCGAUAAUAAACUCCAGACUCUAUCAUUACAUAUUAAACUGACCUCUAUUUGGCCGAUGUCUACGAACAGAAUGAAACGCACCACCACGAAGGCCAAUGACACCCUUUAGGGAAGGUGAAUCUUUUAUUUGACAUGCCGUUCGGUAGAUUGCACGUAUUUAAGGGAGCUUUUUUAUCUCCAUCUACGUCCGUUGUUAGGUGGCCGUCCUUCUUCGUCAGCCAAAAAAUAAAAAUAGUCAAUGUUUGCACAGUUCAACACAAAUUACCCAUCGCACAAAGGCUGAUAAGAUGCUAAGGGGACAACGAAAACGCACCUGAUGCUUUUUAGAGCCGUUAGACCAUACGCAAGCAUGGGUUGGUCGGUUGUUUGAAAUCGCUACAUUACAUAAGUGUUUGUAUGUUCCAGUAAAGAAGUUAUGGCUCUAUAUAACAUGAUAGAAGGUUAGCACAUUCCAUGUUUGCAAAGUUGUCGAAUAAAGUUUACAAGCUGUUUUGCAACUAAAGCAGUUCCCUGUUUUGAGAGAUGAAUUCGUUUCACUUUACAUGCUACGUUAUCUGAAUAAUUUAUGAUAGCUUUGUUGCAUUGUCGCGCAAUACACACCAUUUACCUUCACACCGCCUCACGGCUGAACAGGAGAUUGGGGUAAGUGAGAGUCUUUGUUGUAACGAAAUCUUGUGUAAAAAGGGUUGAUCCAUUUCAUCCUUAUUCAUAAGGUGCGAGAAAUGGGUCAGUUAGCAGCGAACAAAGCGUAAAUGACGACCAGCGACCCUGAGCUUAGCUCGCGGCGGAAAAAGGGCAUUUUUGUGUUGCUGUUAGUGUCGCUUGAAUUUCAUACGGGCGUUUUGGACCCUUUUUCCCUGGGUAAAAUCUACACACCUGGCUGUCAAAUCCCGCGAAUGUGUUUUAUCGCAUUCGAUUUCUCAGCCCUAACACGGAACAAAGCACCACGAACGUCAGGGGGAUGAUGCGUCAUAACCCCCCAAACAGACAUUAUUCAAUCGAUCAUCACUGCUGUGCCGAGACGAUGCGCAGUUGUGGCGUGUGGAUGGACAGCGGUGAAGCACCGGGGGGAAAAAAGGUUAAUUGGAGACAAGUGACACGAGACCGGGGUUACGGUAACGGCCAUACUACACGAACAACAAACCUUCCGCUCAGCCGCUGUGGGAUGAUUGCGAAUACAAAGUACGCACGCGAGGUUCUAGCGCGGGAAAAAGAAAGCAAAAACAAAAGACCGCGGGCUGAAAUUCCUCAUUUAACAACCGACGCAGCAGCAUUCGGCCGGGACCGGACGUCGCACAUACGGGAACGCACACAAAAACAUUACACGCUGUCGUCGUCGUCGACCGGCAACUGACGUCAACCCUCAAUUGGACCGACAGGCUGCGUCGGUUGUGAGCUGCUGGUCCAUUUUUGAGUACCACCAAACCGUUGACCCACCCAUGGGGAGGAGGAGGGAGUAAUCGACUUACCCGCGCACAAGCCGAGUGGACACUUCCACACCAGACCGUGUGCCGUUACGCGAGGUGACGAUGAUGCAGCGAAAGGUGCAAAUGAAAUGCAUAUUUCCAUCCUGCCAUCCUGUUUGGCAACCUCCAGGCGCGCGCGAAGCGGAAGAUUAGCCUGCCAUCGCCAUCUCGAGACGGGAUCGACCUUGGCCACCUACGGAAAAUGUCACGACAGUUUGUAUUUUCAUGUGCACGGACCCGGUGUGACCCGAUAGGCGGUUGCGAUGGUGGUUAAUGGCGCAGCUGCAAGCAGCAACCGUGCAGUGUCGAUCUGCCCCCAAAAACAUCUUCAUAUCCUGCCCACCUCGCCCUCCCCAUGAGUGGCCGCGGCCGGCCGACGAGUAUGAUCGAUAUGAGUGUCUGCGUAACAUGGCGUAACAGCUACCUCUUCGGGGGACAUGCUGGCAGCUCCGGUCAAGAGCGAGGUGCGUUCUGAUCCACUAGCUGCCUGUCGGGCGGUCCGAAUCGAACGUUGACUAUUAAUAGUUACAAUACGCGGCAGUAUCUAGCGUUGGAGAUCGCCGCUAACGGCCUCGGCGUUGUCGUCUUGUCGUCGACGUUUUCUUCUGCCCUUGCCCUUACGAUGAUGGCCAAAUGGCGGGAAGUAGUUGCGUUUGGUAGAGUAGUGUUCCUUAUUCAACGGAUAUGAUGUAUUUGUAACAUUCCUUUCUGAGUAGGAAACCAUACUCGAUCGUACGAUCGUAUUGAGUUAAAAUUGGUCGAAUAAAGACAUCCUCAGCUUGUAAACAUCGAAAA